Messenger RNA from Lathyrus sativus (Indian pea), 702 nucleotides. NCBI's taxonomy places the organism in Eukaryota, Viridiplantae, Streptophyta, Magnoliopsida, Fabales, Fabaceae. The record is from the annotation of a GenBank genome assembly.
AUGGCUAUGCUACCAUACUCCGACGCUAAUUAUGAUUUUUCUUCUGGUGGAUUUGUUGAGCUACAUCAACCAUCACAAUAUCAACAUCAGAGGGAGAGAUAUGUUCAAGCUUCAAACACAAUUGAUUCUCCUACUCUUGUUACUCUAUUGAAGAAACAAGAGUCUGAGACAAACCAAUUUCACAGAAUUCAGAAUGAUAAAUUGAAAUUCAUGUUACAGUAUCAAAGGGAGCUACAAGAGAGUGCAGUUAGACGCAUGGAAAUUUAUUCACAACAAAUUCUGAAAAGAAAGGACGAAGAAAUCGCCAAAGGUGCAAAGAAAAACCAAGAGUUGGAAUAUAUCAUAAGGAGCUUAGAGAAUGAGAAAAUGAAAUUGAAGAGAGUGGCCGAGGAAAAGGGAGCAAUGACAAUAGAUCUCCAUAACAAGUUGGAAGAGGAGAAGAAGAGAGCAAGGAUGUUGGUAGCAAAUAAUGAUGUCGAAUCAUGUUGCAGUAAUGAAGAAGCUGAAAAACAUGUGAGACGAGAAGGUAAUAUCAUGUGUUGUCCUAUGUGUAACACAAAUUCUCCUGGUGUUUUAUUUUUGCCAUGUAGGCAUAUAUCUUCAUGCAAAGCUUGUGAAGCUUCACUCCAAGCUUGUCUCAUAUGUGGAAUAGCAAAGAAAGGUGCUAUUGAAAUUCAGAGUUUUGUAUCAGAGGAAUAUUAG